Molecule: messenger RNA, 12480 nt
Organism: Aedes albopictus (Asian tiger mosquito)
Lineage: Eukaryota; Metazoa; Arthropoda; Insecta; Diptera; Culicidae
Exons: 2
Coding region: 3711-5048 (445 amino acids)
Source: RefSeq, a predicted model, not a curated record
AGGCUUUCAGGAAGUUAUCUAGAAGUUUAUUCAGAAAUUAGUCAAAGUAUUCUUGCCGAUAUUUUUCCAAGGAUUUUAUUGAAUAAUCAUCCAUAAUUUCUUCAGAGUUCCAAAAUUUUCUUUGGAAUUCGUAUAGUGAUUCCUGCAAAACUGUCUUUAAGGAUUAUGUGCCUAGAAUCCCUUCAAUAGAUUAUGUCAGUAAUUCCUCCAUGGAUUCCUUCUGGAAAAUACUGCAUUGGUUCCGUUAGAAAUCCCAAGCAAUUAAUUAUGAAAAUUCUCCCAGUCUUCUAUGGAAUUCUUUAGAAAUUCGACCAAAGUUUCCUUAUGAAAGUCAUUUAUAGAUUCCUUUGUAAGUGAGACGAACCAGCCAAGAGCUGAAUGUCUCUAUAAUAUAGCUAAAUCAAUCAAUCAAUUCCUUUGUAAAAAAAAAAUGAUCACAUCGAUCACAAAAACUUCCAUCGAUACCUUCCGAAAUUAUUUGUGCUCACUAGGGAUUGCUUCAUAUAUUUGAGGUAAAUUCCGGUAGAAAACCUCCCAUGAAUUUCCUUAUUAACUACUCCAGAAAAUCAUAAAUUUGAAAUUCAUUCAGGAAUUUGUCCAGGUAUUUCGUUGAAAAAUCUGCCAUUGAUUCCAUCCAAAAUUUUUCUUAAGGUUAAUUUUAAAAGCCUUCCGCGAAUUCUUUCAGAACUACUUCCUGGGAUUUCUUCAAAAAAUCUUCUAGGGAUUUUUUUUUAAAUUCCCCAAAAAAUCCUCAAGAAACCUUUUCAGGGAUUCUUUCCAAGUAAUUCUUUACAUAUUCUAACAUUCCAUCAAGUAUUUCUUCCCAAACAGCUCCUCCUUCAAGAGUUAGUCCAUGAAUUCCAUUUGAAAUUCUUGGUGAAAUUUCUCCCGGAUUUUAAUCAAGUUUUCCUCCGGAAAUUUCUGCAAGAAUUCCUCCAGAGAUUCUAGCAUAAUUUAUUCCUGUGAUUAAAGCGGAAAUUCUUCCAGAGAUUUCAACAAAAACUGAUCUAGAUAUUCCUUUAGAAAUUCCUCCUGGUAUUCAACCAUGUCCAUGGUUUGUCUAAUGAUUACUGAACAUUUUCUUACAGAUCUUUUGAGAAAUGUUUUGAAAAAACUUCAGAACAAAUCUUUGGUGAAGUUAUUGGAAAAUUUCGGUGGAGCCUGUUAAACUAAUUGCCGAAAAUGAAGUACAUAAUUUGAAGACUCCUGAAAACCCCUAAAACUCAAUUAAGUAUUUUUGAGAACAAAAUUCAGUUGAAAAAACCAGAAACAAAAAUUCAAAAUACACUGCAAGAUUUGGUAAAGAAAAUUAUGCAUCAUUUAUGUUAUAAAUCUGUAAUGUUCGUACUUAUUCGCGUACAAAAGAAAUCAACUUCGGUAAAAUGUUAGGUGACUCCCAUUGCAAUUCCUAAAAAAAUACACGAAUGAAAAACAUUAUAAGAAAACAAAAAAAUCGAGGGGUAUUUGUUUCUUAGAAACACUAAGUGUAACUUUUAAAGAAACUUUAAAAAAAUGCAUUAACAGUGACGUGGGGCGCCAACCUGAAUGCUUGCCAAGGGCGCCAUGGGACCACGCUACGGCUCUGAGUUGGACCACGGUUGGAUCCACAUCGGAUAACUGUUGGGUUUUGGUGGCCAAAAUGAAAAUAGGUCAAUGAUAGGUUUAUGUCGGGUUAUACGUCAUCAAUUACGAACAAAGCUUGAACAUUAGGAUGAGCUAGCUUAAGGACAAACGUCUUGAAAUCCCGGUUCAACAGUGCAUCAAAACUUCAAACGCACAAAUCUCAAGAAGCAGGCUUCAAACAACAGUGCAUUUUAUUAUUCUGUUCUUGCUCACUUGUAAUAAGCUUAAAAUAACAAGCUCAGGUGCACUGGUUUUGUUUACGAAGAGAUUUGUGCCCUCAAAAUCGUGAGUAGGUGCCAAAGUCGGCCAUUGUGGCGGCCAUAUUGGGAUUCUAACAAGUCUGUCCUUAAGGCAGCGUUCAACAUUUGGGUAACACACUUUCCAUACAAAUGUUUUAGUUUGUCUUAGAAAAUGGAAUUUGAGGGAAUACAAAUUCAAUGGACGUUCACUGCAUAUGUUUCAACUGAAGUGGGAUUAUGCACGGAAAAACAAACGAAAACAAAAAUGCCAGUACUAACCGUUCAACAAUUGGCGAAUUACCCUACACAGCGAUGGGCUACUGGGUGAUCAGUAAAAAAAUACUAGCGAAUUUGCCUGCUGCCAAGUAAUGAUCCUCCGUGAAUUCCAUCAGACAUUCCUUCCAAAGUCCCUUCGAAAUUCCUCCAUAAAUUCCUUCAGAAAUUUCCUCUCGGAUUCCUCCUGGAGUUCUUUCAGAUAUUCAUUCAAGAGCCUCUUCUGGAACUCCUCCAAGAGUGCCUUUAGAGAUUGAUGUAAGAGAUUUUCCUAAGAUUUCUCCAGAGGUUCCUUCGAGAGAACAAGUUCUUACUGAAAUUAAAGAGCCAAUACAGCGGUUUCUUUUGGUGUUACUCCAGAAAUUCAUUCUGGAAGUCCUCAAGAAGUCUCUUCUUGCAUUUGCAAAGAAUUCUCUUUUAGGAUCUUCUAUUUUGAGAAUUCUUGAAGCAGUUUUCUGGAGAUUCAGGCCAAACAUUUCAAUAUGUCCUAUCUGCAUUUGAGAGGCUAUCUUUGCUCACUUUCUCUUUCAGUUAUUACAAUGUGGUGAUACACUUUUCAACUACUUUUGCUGUACAAAUCAUAAGACGAUUGUUUUGACCAUCGCUCUAUGCAAGGAGACAAACAUAAUUCAAAUAAACAGCUGAGAUAUUAACGAAAGAGAGGGAAGCCAAAGAGAGCCGCUCUUCUGCAGAUUGGACCUUAAGAAAUGUUUGGCCUGAAUUCUUCAAAAGUUUUGUGGCGAUCCAUUUGGAGCCACCCUAUCGACAAUAAUAUUUUACGUAAUCACCCUAAGAAAAGUUGUCUGAAGUAAACAAGACGCGUUCGUGUAAAACACGUUCGAUAAAUAAAGAGUUUGAAAUAAAAGUAAUCGCCGAGGUUUUUAUUCGAUUGCACCCCACUGUUUCUUCUGGGAUUAUUCAAGAAGUUCUUUCUGAGAUUCAUCACGGAGUCUUUCUUGGAUUCCUCCAGAGGGUCAUCCGAGGAUUCCUUAGGCGUUCUUUCACGAAUACCUUCUGAAAUUCUUAGAAAUACUUUCAAGAAUUUUACAAAAAGCUAUUAUUACAUAAAAGCGCGAAAAACUCAUAAAUGAAGUAGAAUAAUCAACAAAUAGAUCUAAGUUUAUGUUCCUUCACAUUCAGCAUUGAUGCAGUUACCGUUCAGACAAGAUCCCUAACUACACCAACGGCAACAUUCCCAUCGAAAAAAAAAAAACAUCUGCUGGAAUGCAACAAGUUCCCGGACAUGCAAUCAUGCAAAGCGCGCAUUGAGUGCGCUUCACCGAAUUGAGCUCACCCGAAUGUCAGUCAUUUGGCGGAACAACAUCGCAAUGCUGGCUGGCUGGUGGGAAACGUGCGACGACGCGACGGUGCGGUGGCGACGGACCCGGGCGGCUGUGGACAGCGAGGUCCAGGUGGAAAUCCAGGAAAUGGAAACUCAAAUCGAACCAACAAAGCUGCAGUUUCCGUUGGAUACCGACGGGCACGGCGAAAUGGUGCUGUGCCGCCGAGGAACUGGGUUACAAAGUUUUGUGGGCUGCUGCAGUUUUGGCGUUCAGUAGAAUAGUUCUGCCAGUGAUGAUUGGACCGGGAAGUGGAUCUCGGAAUGUGGAAUAUAAGGCGAAAGCGGACGAAUCGUUUCGGCGGUGCGUGGUGUACUUGUCGAUUGCUGCGUUGGCGUUGACCGGACUUGGAUAUGAUCCGCUGAUGCGAAGCCGUGAGCGAGAGGCUGUGGAUGAGGCUGGAGAGGACGAGGAACACGAGGGAUAUUACACGGGAAUCGAAGAGGAGGCUGCUGAGGAAGAGGAAGAUGUGGAGAUCAACUGGCAGCUGAAUAUUUAUGUGGCCCGGAUAUUGGCUCCGGCCGUGGUUUGCUUUCUGAUUCAUUGGAUUGCAGAAAUAAAUUUUGUGAGAAGAAUUUACGGCGUAGGACAUGUUGUUGUGUGUGUUUUCUACAAGCUGUUAUCAGUUCCGAAGGACAUUGAUGUCCUGCUGCUGCUAUGCGGAUUUGCUUCCGAGUUCCUCUUCGCUGGGAAAAUGCUGUUGUACAUCUAUCAAAUUGUGAUCUACAGUCCAACCGGUGAUAGGCUGUCCUACAUCAUCUACGCUGUUAUAGCGCAGUGCUUUGGAGCAUCCGUGCUACCGUGGAUCGUUACCGAGUUUGAGGAGAUUUGGGAACACUUUCAGAGCUUUCUUAUCUUGCUGGUAACCAUGCUUCAGUUCUUCCUACUCUACCCAUGUGAUUUCUGGACGGAUGCUUUGACCGAAGGAUUCGAGGAAACCAGCGAGCUGAAGUUCCCGAAAUUGCUGACGAUUGCCAACUUUGGAGUUGUUCUACUUGCCUCCGUCAGCAACGUUACUCUUCAAUGGUUCAUCAACAACAACGAAACGCUCCUCCGUCCACUGUUGCCGUUCUUCAUAGGAGACGAGUUCUGGGACACCUUCUGGAACGUCGUUUUCAACGGCAUCUCCUUCACCUUCCUGGGCUUCUUCUGCAUAUUCCUCACUACACAUCAGCUAGUUAUCGCAUCGUUCCUGAUCACCUUCCUCACCGGAGUAGCAUACCUAUACCUGGAAGAAGACAUCGGUGCUCGGUUAGCCAUCCCGAUGACGGCGUUCACCUUCGCCGUUGCCCUCGUGCAGUUACUCUCGAUGUGCCCACCCAGUAAACUUCUCCUGUUGAUGGGAUCCGUCUUCACGGUCGUAAACCUAGCUACCUACGAGUACUUCGGACUGCUGACGCUGUUUUGGAGCUCGCCGGAUAUCGUGAUGAUUGUUGUGUGGGCCGCCAAUGGAUUUUAUGCGCUGAUCUUGCUGGUGCUCAGUCGGGAAUUGGGAAGGCAGAAAGGUGAAAACGCUGAGAUUGAACGGGAUCGUAGUGGAAGUUUUAGAACCAUCGUUACCACUAUUACUUGAAUUGGUGCUACAAAAUUUAGACAUGUUUGUCCAACUUUUAAAAUUAUCGAAAAUGUUUUCAAUAAAUGUUGAUUUCGUUUUAAAUCUUGUGGAUUACAAAUUGUUUAAGAUAUAUAUAAAAACGCCCAAACCCUACUCAGUAAAUCGUGUUUAUUCAAGAAAACUUAGUCCUGAUGUGAAACCUCUUCUUAAAACAUGGUAUAUCGACACGUAAACAAAAUUUGAGUUUCUCCUGAAAAACCGGCUGUAAAUUCCGAUUUUUUUCUAAAAUUCUUCUGGAUUGAUAACUUUUUGAGAUUCCUCAAAAGGUUCUCUCUCUUGGGGUAUCUUCUGCGUUUUUCUCAGGAAUUAUUACUGGGAUUCCUCUCAAGCAGUUCCUUCCGAAUUUGUAUUGGAAUUAUGGCACUACUCCAGGUUUUUUUUCUUGGAAUUACAUCAGAUAUUUAUUCAAGGAUUCCUCCAGAAGUUUUUCCUGCAGGAUUGCUUACUCAGAUUUUUCAAACUUUUUCGACCCCACUCCUUUUUCGUAAAGAGCUUUUCCUAUGUAUAUUACACUGCUUGUCAUACUUUCAAAAACUCCCAUCCCCCUAUGUGCGUGACGUUCUAUAUUAAUGCCCCAAGAAGUUUCUUUAGGCAGUACUCCUACUGGAGUUCCAUUUAAACCAUCUGAUUCCCUUCCAUUUUUUUCUGCUCAGACUCAUCCAGAAAUUCCUUCAAGGAUUCCUUAAGUAGAAACUUCAAAGAAUACCAAUAUGGCUGCCACAACGGCCGACUUGGACUCCUACUCACGUUUUCAAAAGCACAAAUCUUAAAAAUUCGUAAACAAAUGCGCCCGAUUUGGAAAAGCUGCCUCUUUUUGCAAGUGAGCAAAGCCAGGAUAAUCAAGUGCGUCAGAUUUGUGCCUCUGAAGUUUGUAUGCAAAAUUGCAAUGGGAUUUCUUGAUGUUUCACCUUAAUGAGAUCUUUCAAGAGAUUUAUCCUGGAGAUUCUUCUGGAAUUCUUUCAGUAUUUUGUUUUUUUGGUGUCCCUCUUGAGGCUUCAGCUGUGAUUCAUUCAGGAUUUUUUUUCUGGGAUUCACAACUUUAUUUUGAGAUUUCUCCACAAGCUCUUUAUCAGCUUCCAUGAAUAGUUUCUUAUGUGAUCCCAUAAUAAAACCCUAUAAUAAUUUUCUCAGAAACUUCUUCUGCAAAUCCUCUACAAGAUCCUUCUGAGAUUCUCCCAAAAGUGCUGCUAAGUAUUUUUUUUUACAUUCCUUGUGACAUUUCUUCUAGGGUUCCCUCAAAAGUUCUUUCUCAGUUUGCUAAAGGGAUUCCUUUUGAGAUUUCUAUUGGAGUUUUUCCUGAAAAUCACGCUGUAAUAUUCAGGAUUUUUCUUUAAAAAUCUUCCAAAUUGAGAACUUUCUGAGAUUCCACAAAAGGUUCUUUCUCGUUUAUUCUAUGUUUUCUUUUUCAGGAUUUAUUUCUGGGCUUCCUCUCAAGUCAUUCUUCCUGGAUUUUGUUUUGUUUGGACAUAAGGUACCACUUCAGAUAUUUUUAAAGAUUUUUUUAAAAUUUCCUCAGAGAUUCCUCCAGAAGCUGCUCCUGCAGAAGUUCAUGCUCAAAUUUCUUGAAAUGUUUUUUCACGGUUCCGCAAAGCAACAUCCUUAUAGUCACACAAAAUGUUACAAUUCUUGACACCGCUCCUUCUUCGUAAUAAGUUUUCCUAUAUUUUUACAUUUCUUGUCAUACUUUCAAGAACUCCCCUCCCCUAUAUGCAUGGCGUUCUUUAUUGGCUUCAAGAAGUUUCUUUCAGCAUUACUUCUUCCGGAGCUCUUUGAAACCCUGCAAAAACUAUUGCAAAUGUUUCUUAUCAGAUUCAUUCAGAAGUUCCUUCUGCGAUUGCUCAAUGAGCUCCUUUGAGAUACAUCCUGAAGAUACUUCUGGAAUUCCUCCAAAAUAGUAGGUUCUGCUGAGUUUUUUUUUUUCAAGAAAUUCUUUGUGACAUUCCUCCAGAUAUUCCUUCUGGGAUUCAUUCUAAGGUUCCACUCUCGCUCAAUUAAUUUAUGGAUUCCUCUCAAGCAGUUCUUUCUGGUAUUUUUACUGUACUUACACACCAAACGCUUUCAGCAAUAUUUUGCAGAAUUUUGCCGAGCUGAAGGGUCCAGCAAUUUUUUUAGCUGAACUUUCAGCAAAGUUUGCUGAAUUUCAGCAAAAUGUUACUGGUGAUCAGCAGAGUUCACUGAAUAAUUCAGCAAUCUUUGCUGAAUUUCUGCAAAUUUUUUGCUGAAACCUUCAGCUCGGCAAAAUUCAGCAAAUCUUUGCUGAAACCGUCAAUCGAUUUUUGGUGUGAUUUGGUAUUUCUCUGAUGCUCUUAUCCAGAUUUUUAUUGUUUUUUUUAAAUUUUUUUUUCUGAGAGAUCUCCAGCAUUUUCCUUGGAAUUUCCAAGAUCUUUUUUGUCAGAUUUUUUUUGUGGUUUUUUAUCAGAAUCUUUUUCUUAGUUCGCAUGUAAAGAUUUCUCUUGGGUUUUACUGGAAGCCCCGAUGUUAUAUUCAGAUUUUUUUUUUUCUUAAUUUCUUCCAGAUUCAGAUUUUUUUUAGAUUCCCCAAAGUUUUUACUCCAGGGUUUUUUUUCUGUUUUCUUGUUCCGGAAUUAUUUCCGGGAUUACUCUCAAGCAUUUCUUUCUGGAAUUUUCACUGGACUUACGGUACUACUCCAUUGUUUUUAGAUUUUUUUGCCUAGGGAUUCUUUCACAUUUUUCUUCAGGUAUUCCUCCAUAAGUUUCUCCUGUGAUUUCUCCUGGAGUCUUUUCAAAGGUUUUGUUUUUUUUUUUCAGGAUUCCCUCAUAAACUUAUGUGAUUCGUUCAGAAAAUCCUCCUUGAGGUACCAUCAUGAUUUAUGUCUUGGGUUUCUCCUGUUUUAUUUUACUGGCAUUCCGUCUGCAAAAACUUCGGUUUUACUUUCAGAUUUUUUUUGGAAGUCCUGCUGUCAAACUGUCUGAAAUUCUUCAAUGAGUUCUUUCUGGGAUUUCAGCUAGAGUUUCUUCUGGGUUUCUUUUUGGGAUGCAUUGUGGGAUUUAUUUUAGGUAUUCCUUCUGGGAUUUCUCCAGAUAUUUCUACUGGGAUUCCUGCAGAAGUACCCUCUCCGAUUCUGCAAAGAGUUUCUUUUGGGAUCCUUGGAAUUGGUGGCAGAUUUUGCAAUUCUCUCUAAUUUUCCUGGAAAAACUUGUAAUUAGAAGGUACGAAAUAUUGAAAAUUAACAAAAUAAGAGAUGAAAUUUGUGAAAAAAACGUUUUCUGGUGAGGUUCGAACUCACGACUCCGUAUUCGCUAGACCAGCGCUUUAACCAACUAAGCCAUCGAACAAGUAAUAAUUCUGCAGACCCAAACUGACUCCGAAGCCACACCGUGAACACUCCUAUUUUCACAAAUCCAUCUCUCUUUCGACUUUGAUCCCAAUCCACAACACUCGCGUGCUCACUAACUACAAGUGAGAGCGAAUUGUUUUUAUAAAGCCGAGAUUUACUCUCCCUUCCGCAUACCGAGCCACCAAGCAGUAUGAAGAAAAAACUUGGUCAGGGAUUUCUUCUGGUUUUUUUUUCAGUAUUCCUCUUGGAGCUUUUUUUUGGGAAUUUAACAGUGUUUUUAAGCAACAAUUGGAUUUUCUUCUUAAAUUUCUCCUGGAGUUCCUGUUAGCACAUUUUUCAGGGUUCCCAUGUGAGAUUCUUCCACAUUUUUCUUUUGAAAUUUCCCCAGAUGGCCACCUGAUAUUUCUUCAAGAGUUCUUUUUGGGCCUUAAUUUUUUAUCUGGAAUUUCUAGAGAAAUAUCAGAAGAUUUUUUUUUAAAGGAAUUUCAGAACAAUCAUCAGAAGAAACCCUAGAAGGAAUUUCUGAAAGAACGAAAUUUCUGGGGGGUCUGGUUUUCUCAGUCUGAGGAAUCCAGGGGGCGAUGUCCGAUGUUUCUUCCUAAUUCAUUUGGCCUUUUUCGUUGCUUUUUUAUUUUAUUUUCCCUUGAAAAAAAAAACAAAAUAAAUAAGGCCGAAACGUCGGUCAGCGCCAAUUUAAUCGUUUGGAUUCCUUAGGCUGAGAAAACCAGGCCCUUUAGACAUACAAUUUCCAGUCGAAAAUCCCCAACAAAUUCUGAGGAGGAACUUUUUGAGAAAUCCCAAGUAUAACAGUUUGAAGGAAUCCCUGAAUUCUAUAAGUAAUUCCUGAAAAUAUCCUAGAGCUCUAAAAGGAAUAGCAGAAGAUUUUUUUUAUCGCAGAUAGCACUAUUUGAGAAGUUUCAAAGUAACCCUCUAAUUCCUCUAUCUUCUAAACAUUCUACAAAAAUAAAAAAUACUUAUGCUACUCAAAAAAAUCUUUUUUUAUAUAAUUCUUCCAGUAACAUAGUAUUCCUUGCUAAAAUUUCCACAAUUCUUGUACAAUUUUCCUGAAAAGGUAGGUACUUCAAAAUUUGAAAACAUAAAACAGAAAAAAAAUCCUAAUCUGGAAGAUGACCCAUUACGAUAGAAACUAAAAAAACACCGUUUGAUUACUAAUUUUUCUGAAGGGCAUAUAUUUUUUCAGAAAUAAGAAGUGAUUGGUCACACUUCUUUCUUACCAUAUGAAAAAAGGUUAGUUUUGUGGAGGAGCUGCAACUGAUAAGAGUAACGAUUUGUUUGGCAAUUGUGGCUGAAGAAUUAGAACAAAACUUACCUUUAUAGCAACGUAGCAGCAUCAUAUGGAUGAUUCUAUGAAUGACAGCUCAUGGCAGAGUUUUUGAAAAAAUCUACUUGAGGAGUCUCUGGUGAUACUUCUGAAGAAUUCCUUGGAGAAAUUUCGGAAUUUCUUCUGAAUGAUUCACUGAAUGAAUUACUGAACUUAUUAACGAAGAAAUAUCAAGCCAAAUUUCUGUAGAUCUAUAGAGAUUUUCCGUUAAGGAUCCGUUGAGGAAACCAAGAUAAAUUUCUGAAAAAGGACUUUCUGAAGAAAUUCAUGGAGGACUACCUGAUGAAACAGCUUGCUUGUGAAACUCCUGUUUGAAUUCUUGGAGGAUUUUUUCAAAACAAUUUCAGAAAGAUUGCAGAUUCCUGAAGAAACAUCCUAAUAUAAUUCUUGGAAGAUUAUCUCAAGAAACUACUAGAGAACCUAUAUCUGAAGACAUCUUUGGGACAAUAACUGGAGAAACAAAUGAAUGAACAUCUGAAAAUAUUCCCAAAUCAUCUAAUUAGAAGUUCUAAAAUGAAUUAUCGUAUAAAUUCCCAAGAAAUGUCUCUGGAUAGAUUUCAUAAACAAUUGUUGAAAAAAUCCGAACACAAAUUCUAAAAAUAUAAAAAGGAACUUCAGAAGCAAUCCGUGAAUAUUUUGUUAAAGAAUUCUAGUUUAAAAAAUAGAUUUGGAGAAUUCUUUGGAAGAUUUUUGGACUAAUUUCUGACUUACCACUGGAAAACUUUCUGAAAGCCAAUUUGAAACAAUUUCUGAGGAAAUUGCUUUUUUUUUCAAGUAAACCAUGAAACAUUUCGUGAGCAAUUUCUAGAAGAAAUGCUGAAAAGAAGUUUCUGAAGCAAUUCAUCGAUAAAAUUCUGAACAAAUCGAUGAAAGAUUUUCUAAAAAGAUUUUUUACGAAACUUUUGGAAGAAUCCCUGGAGGAAUUUGAAUCCUAGGAUAUUUUUUUCAUUCUAAUACAUCCGAAAAAAAAACUUUUGAAAGAUUUCACAAAAAAAUGUGUAGGAAUUUCUGAAAAAUUUUCAGAGGAUUCAUUGGAGAAAAACAGAGCAAUGGAUGAAAUUCUGUAUUAUUCCCUGCGAUUUCUUAAGAAUUUCAUGGAAGAACUUCAGAACCAACCAUUGAUGUUUUAAAAUAAUGUUAUCAACUUUCUAGAGGAAUCCCCAGUAAAAUUUCAGAAUGAUUCCCAGGAAAAACUUGUUGAGCAAUUAUUGAAAAAAAUAGCCGAAUAAAUCCUUGGAAAAGCUUUUGAAACUAUUAUGGGAGAAUUCCAGGAGGAAUGGAAGAACGGUUAAUUGAGCGAUAUUCUAAAAAAACACAAAUAAUUUUCUAAAAUUUCUGACAAAUACACCUAGACUGUAGAGAAAUUUCUGAAGCAAUCCAUGCUAAAUUUCCUUAAAGAAUGUUUUGUGAAAUAUAAUGGAAUUUAUGAAAAGAAAAAAACUAUUUUUUUUUAAUAUCUGGUAGAAUUAUUAAAGAAAUUUCUGGAAUGGGUUUUAAAAUAUUGUUUUUAAACAUUUUAAAAACCAGGAAGCAUUUCUGAAGAAAGUCCUUAAGGAUUUUCCAAAAAGGUCAUUGGCGAAAAUAAAAAAAAAAGUUUCUGAAGGAAAUAACUUUGCAUAAAUUUGUUAAAAAUCCCUGGAGAAAUUUAUAAAACAGUGAAUGCUUCUAAAAUAAUUUAUUGUGGAAUUUCUGGGAGAAUUUCUGGUGGAAUUUUAGAAGAAAUUCCUGGAUAUGCCAUAGCAAUUUAUCAAGAAAAUUUCCGAUUGGUUUCUUGGGGAGCAUUUUGCAUACAAAUCUGAGAAGGAAUUUAAUGGCUGCCAAUGGCCACAUUUCUGAAGGAAUUUUCAAAAAAGCCCCGGAAGUGUUUUACUCAGGUAUUUCCAAAGGAUAUCCUUGAGACAUCCCUGGAGAAAUUUUGGAAUAAAUAUCUUGAGGAUCCUCACACAAGUCUUCGAAUAUUCCUUAAGGAAUUUUUUAAAGCAUUUCAAGAUGGCGAAAUAUGCUAUAUUUUCCAAUAAAAUUCUUCAUUGAAAUUUCCAGGAGAAUAUCUAGUGGGAUUUCUGAAGGUGUUCCAGGCGAAAUUGAAACUCAUGAUGCAAAUUUCCAAAUGGAUCUUUGAUGAUUUUUUGAGAGAAUUAGUAAAGAGGGAAUUCCAAGAACUUCUGAAAAAUCUCCAGAAGCAUUUCUGAAGAAAUCUCUGGAGGAUUUAGAAAGAAUCACUAGAGAAAUUUCUGAAUUUUAAUGUAGAGGAAAUUCCGAAGGAAUCCCUGUACGGAGUUUCUGAAGAAACUCGUAGAAAAAAAUUCUCAAGCAAUCCAAGCAAGGUUUUCUUAUACUCGUCGAAGAAAUAAUGCGCAGAAAUUCACGCACCGAGGGUGGAAAAAAGUAUAAUAUCACAAAGGAGAUUUUUUUCAAAAAGCUUUUGUUUUUUUAUUUUUUUUUUCAAGAGGGCAAAAAAUCAAAAAUAUCUUAUGGGUGAUUGCUUGGGUGAUUGUCUUUUAUAAAGAAAAGGUUUUUCUUUUGCUUAGGAAAGCAAAAACAACACUUCCGAUAUGUAAAAAGAAAUUUUCCAGCCACAUGAGGGACGCAAACAGUUCCGACCGUUUCAAAACUAAAUUAGACUUUAAAAAAAUCCUAAAAUUAUGAAUGCCCACCUGCUUUUUUUUAAGCAAAUAUAUAGGUGGAUUUCUUAUGUUUUAUUAUUCUUUCCUAUAUUGAAGGGCUCGAAACAUUGAUAAACUCAUAAAGAU